GCUGUGGCAAUGCUGCGACAAGCCCAGAACGACGGUUUCUAUCGGCGUGAACAUGUUCUGAAUCACAUUGGUCAUCGCCUCCGUGCUCGUAGAGAAAUGGCAGAGUGGUACAGUGAUCAAGAAGUGGGGGAGUCCAUCUUGAGACAAGAGAUUGCUGUUCAUCUCUCAAACAAUACGGACAAGUACAACAUGCUCGUGUUUGCGUGGCGCAAAAUGCUCAGCCUAGUUGCUGGCAAAUCGUGCGCGGACUCUGCCGACUCACCGAUGAACCAGGAGAUUCUCCUCGGCGGCCAUUUCUACUUGCAGGUCCUUAAGGAGAAGAUUUCUCAAUGGCUGCAGGCGGUACGCGGUGAGCUGACACGCUCCAUGAAGAUGCACCCGGACAAGUUUGACCUCACCACCAGUGGGACGGUAAUGCGUGCACUUCGCCAUGGUCCUAAUAUCGGACAACAGCUGGAAUAUCUACUCGCCACCGGUAACCUGGUGUCCAAAUCUGGACUUGCACUUCAACAGGUCGCCGGUUUUGCACUGAUGGCUGACAAGCUAAACUUCUAUCGUUACCUGUCCCAUUUUCGGUGUGUACAUCGUGGUGCUUUCUUUGCGGAGAUGAGAACGACGGCUGUGAGGCGUCUACUGCCCGAAGCAUGGGGGUUCCUGUGUCCCGUGCACACUCCGGACGGCUCUCCGUGCGGUUUGCUCAACCACUUGGCGGCGCUGUGCGACGUGACCACCUGCUACCAGUCGGUGGCGCGUCUUCCCGCGCUGCUGACGGCCCUGGGCAUGCAGCCUCACUCCGCCGCUACGCUGAUGAAAACCAGGGUGGCAACCAGGGGAGAGGUAUCGUCAUCAUCGUCCACAUCCCAGUCUUCUACGUCCUCCACCUCGUCGUCGUCGUCUCCGACCAGUGCUGGUGAUCCUUUGUUACCGGUUCUACUCGAUGGCAAAGUGUUGGGUUACGUCCAGGAUGGAGAGUCCAGGGCAUUCUGUGACCAGUUAAGACGCCUCAAGAUUUCCAAUAGCACUGAGGUACCACGAUCGUUGGAAAUUGGCUUGGUGCCAGUCCUGAAAAGCGGCCCGUUCCCCGGCGUCUACCUGUUCUCAGGUCCAGCGCGUAUGGUCCGGCCUGUCAUCCAUCUUGCUGCUCAGACCGUGGAAAUGAUCGGCAGCUUUGAGCAGGUUUGGAUGGAUAUCGCCGUACGACCUUCGGAGGUCAAGAAAGGAAUAACCACACACCAGGAGGUAUCGCCGGGCUGUAUACUGAGUGCAGUGGCCUCACUGACGCCGUUCUCUGACUUCAACCAGAGUCCAAGAAACAUGUACCAAUGUCAGAUGGGCAAGCAGACCAUGGGAACUGCUGCGCAUUCUGUUAAUCACCGUAUGGACAACAAGCUGUACCGUCUACAAACUCCGCAGACUCCAAUGGUUCGACCAGCGAAGCACGAUCUGUUUGGUAUUGACGAAUACCCACCUGGAACCAACGCCAUUGUUUGUGUCAUCUCGUACACGGGUUAUGACAUGGAAGAUGCCAUGGUCAUAAACAAGUCGUCAGUGGAGAGAGGUUUUGCUGCUGCCACCGUCUACAAGAGUACGCUCGUGGAUCUAGCUACAAAGGCAGCCAAUCGACGUGGAGCUUCGACUCUCCAUUUUGGUGUGAAGCCUGGUGACAAGAAAGCCGAAGGUUUGGAAGCGGAUGGUUUUCCACCUAUCGGUACACUCAUGCAAGACGGUAUGCCUUUCUACAGCUAUAUCGACUGUACAACAGGAGUAUCGCAUGUUGAAGUUUAUCGAGGCCAGGAAGCUGGAGUUGUUGGCCAGAUUAAAUUACUCGGCAAUGCAAGGGGUGACCAGUCCAACCAGAGAGCCUACAUCAAGCUGCGAAUUGAGCGCAACCCAGUCGUUGGAGACAAAAUGGCCAGUCGUCAUGGACAGAAAGGUGUUUGCAGCCGUCUGUACCCAGUGGAGAACAUGCCCUUCUCGGAGAGUGGUAUGGUGCCCGAUAUCAUAUUCAACCCCCACGGCUUCCCAUCAAGAAUGACCAUUGGCAUGAUGAUAGAGAGCAUGGCCGGAAAGUCGGCAUCGCUUCACGGACAGUGCUAUGACGCUACUCCCUUCACAUUCUCCGAGAAAGACUCGGCUAUUGAUCAUUUUGGCCGUUCUCUAGUUGAAGCCGGCUACAGUUACUAUGGGAACGAGCGCUUCUACAGCGGAGUUGGAGGCGAGGAACUGGAAGCCGACAUCUUUGUCGGAACAGUAUACUAUCAACGCUUGCGUCAUAUGGUGUCGGAUAAGUUUCAGGUUCGUACUACGGGUCCGAUCGAUCCGCUAACACAUCAGCCUGUGAAGGGACGUAAGCGAGCCGGUGGUAUUCGAUUUGGUGAAAUGGAACGAGACGCCAUGCUUGCUCACGGCACAUCAUUCUUGCUGCAUGACCGUCUGUUUCACUGCUCUGAUCGCUGUGUGGCUCAGGUCUGCUGUAAGUGCGGCUCUCUUCUAUCACCCUGUCCCGACCCGCUGGCCUCCGGGCCAGACGCAGCAACGGGUGCAAACAGUCGUCGCAAGUGGACGUGUCGCUCUUGCCAGAAUGGUGCCAACGUGCACACAGUGGCCGUACCGUACGUGUUUCGAUAUCUCACCGCUGAGCUUGCUGCUCUCAAUAUCAACAUGAAGCUAGGCACCAAGCUGAUAUAGUGUGUUCACUACCACCGUGAGCUUCCUGCUCUCAAUAUCAACAUGAAGCUAGGCACCAAGCUGGUGUAGCGUGUUCACUACCACCGUCCAACGCGCAGGCUUGCUGAAUGGCUGCGAGUUGCACAUGAUGUGUGUAUAUGAUGUGUAUAUAGCACGUGUACGCGGUGGUGUGUACACGAUGUGUAGAUGGUAUGUACAAUGUGUACAGUGUGUGUGUGUGUGUGUGUGUGUGUGUGUGUGUGUGUGUGGUGUGUGGUGUGUGUGUGUGCGUGGUGUGUGUGUGUGCGUGUGUGCGUGCGCGCGCAUGCGUGUGUGCGUAGCAAUGGCGUGUGCUGGAGAGGAUUUUGUGGAUGUUGAGCUUGCUGUGCGUGCAGCAACCAUCCAAGAACAUUCUGUCGUAUUCAUUUGUAAGGAGGCAUGUGAUCGGAGACCCGAUCACGCUUUUUCUCUGCUUGAAUAGAAAGAAAACAAAUUUAACCCUUUUUUAAAACUUG
Molecule: messenger RNA, 3182 nt
Organism: Sycon ciliatum
Lineage: Eukaryota; Metazoa; Porifera; Calcarea; Leucosolenida; Sycettidae
Product: DNA-directed RNA polymerase I subunit RPA2-like
Exons: 24
Coding region: 10-2688 (892 amino acids)
Biological process (GO): DNA-templated transcription
Cellular component (GO): nucleus; RNA polymerase I complex
Molecular function (GO): DNA binding; ribonucleoside binding
Source: RefSeq, a predicted model, not a curated record